AUGGAAACUCCUCCGAAUGCCACCCCUCAGCCCUUCAGACAGCCGAGUUUUCUCAAUCGGAGGCUGAAGGGCUCCAUCAAGAGGGCCAAAAGUCAGCCCAAACUGGACCGGACCAGCAGCUUCAGACAAAUGAUUCUGCCCCGGUUUCGUAGUGCCGACCAAGAGCGGACACGACUGAUGCAGAGCUUCAAAGAGUCACACUCCCAUGAAUCCUUGCUUUCUCCGAGCAGUGCUGCUGAGGCUUUGGACCUAGUUUUGGAUGAAGAGGCCAUAAUCAAGCCUGUCCACUCCAGCAUUUUAGGACAAGAGUACUGCUUUGAGGUGACGACUAAUUCAGGGACAAAAUGUUUUGCCUGCCGCUCGGCUUCAGAGAGAGACAAGUGGAUUGAAAAUUUGCAACGAGCUAUCAAACCUAACAAGGAUAACAGCAGACGGGUCGACAAUGUGCUCAAGUUGUGGAUCAUUGAAGCUCGAGACCUUCCGGCUAAGAAACGCUACUAUUGUGAGCUGUGUCUGGACGACAUGCUGUACGCACGCACCACCAGCAAACCCCGCACAGACACCGUCUUCUGGGGCGAGCAUUUUGAAUUUAACAAUUUGCCUACCAUCCGUAGCCUUCGUUUGCACCUGUACAAGGAAACUGACAAAAAAAGACGCAAGGAGAAAAGCACAUAUCUUGGCCUUGUCAGCAUUCCCAUCUCGAGCAUCACGGGCCGGCAGUUUGUGGAGCAGUGGUACCCUGUGAUCCAGUCCAGCGUGUUGGCCAAAAGCGGCGGCGUCGGAAGUGGAAAAGUCAUCAACGCCUCUCUGCGCGUCAAGUCUCGCUACCAGACAAUGAACAUCCUCCCGAUGGAGCUGUAUAAGGAGUUUGCGGAGUACAUCACCAACAACUACCGGACAUUGUGUGCAGUCCUGGAGCCUCUGCUGAGUGUGAAGAGCAAAGAGGAGGUGGCGUUUGCUCUGGUGCACAUCCUGCAGAGCACAGGGAAGACAAAGGAAUUCCUGUCCGACAUGGCGAUGUGCGAAGUGGAUCGAUUCAUGGACCGCGAGCACUUGAUCUUUCGUGAGAACACGCUGGCCACAAAGGCCGUGGAAGAGUACCUCAAACUGAUAGGUCACAGAUACCUCAAAGAUGCUAUAGGCGACUUCGUCCGAGCCUUAUAUGAGUCUGAGGAAAACUGUGAGGUGGAUCCCAUGCGAGUCCCGCCUUCAGUCCUCGCCGACCAUCAAGCCAACCUGCGCAUGUGUUGUGAGCUGUUACUCUGCAAGAUAAUCAACUCUCUCUGCAUAUUUCCCCGCGAGCUGAAGGAAGUGUUCGCCUCGUGGAGAGCCAGAUGUGCUGAGCGUGGCAGAGAGGAUCUGGCAGACAGCCUCAUCAGCUCCUCCCUGUUUCUGCGCUUCAUGUGCCCGGCCAUCAUGUCCCCGUCCCUGUUCAAUCUGAUGCAGGAGUACCCCGCUGAACGCACGUCCCGCACACUCACACUCAUCGCCAAGGUGAUGCAAAACCUGGCCAGCUUCAGCAAAUUUGGACCGAAGGAGGAGUACAUGUAUUUCAUGAAUGAGUUCCUGGAGAUGGAGUGGGGCUCCAUGCAGCAGUUCCUCUAUGAGAUUUCCAACAUGGACACCGGAGGAAACGCCGGAGGGUUUGAGGGCUACAUCGACCUCGGCCGGGAGCUGUCGAUGCUGCACAGCUUACUGUGGGAGGUCAUGGGCCAGCUUAGCAAGGAUGCUAUACUGAAACUUGGACCCCUACCGCGGCUGCUGAAUGACAUCAGCGUCGCCCUGAGGAACCCGCAGCUGCACAUGCCUACAAAUCACCAGCCUGAGCGACCAAAGGACCGACUCUUCUCACGGCCAUCUUUCAAUCGUCUCAUGUCCUCCGACUUCCAAAGCCUUAUGAUGCGGGACUUGAAUAGCUCAAUAGACAUAUCACGCCUGCCGUCCCCAACCACUGGAGUCUCAGCUGUAGAAUCUCUCUCGUCCAACCUGAACAUGAGGCGUCAAGCGGAACGGGACCUCCGCUCAUCGAGGGAAGUGUUCUAUGUGACCCGCCCACCGCUGGCUCGAUCCAGCCCCGCCUACUGCACGAGCAGCUCCGACAUCACUGAGCCUGAUCCAAAGGUCCACAGCGUGAAUAAAAGUGUGUCCAUGAUGGACCUUCAGGACUCCCGCAUGAACAGCAUUUCCAACCUGAACUCUGUGGGAGACAUGCUCACUUCCUCUCAGGCUUCCAUCGCCGGCCUGGGCCACAGCUUUGGGAACCUCUGCGGCCCUCUGCGUAUGGGGGGGCACAUGCCAGCGGGCUCGGCUGGCUCCGGCUUGAGGCUGAGCCAGAUGGGCCACAUAGGGGGUCCCACAGAAUCCAUCUCCCAACAGCAGCAGCAGGCGGCAGCGGCCAUGAACUUCCCGCUGUCUUUCCAAAACCCGCUGUUCCAUCUGGCCGCCCAGAACUCCCCGGCUCAGUCUCAGCCUCACCCUCCUCCCCUGCUCCUCGCCCCUGAGCCCGAGAACGGCCACCAUGACUACCAGCCGGCCUUUGGCAACAACGCCUUCUCCCGCAGUGAGGACCUGUCGGGCCUGCGGUCGCAGAGCAGUCUGGUGCAGCCCAGCAUUGUUCACUCACACAGCUACAGCGAUGACUUCACCCGGCAGAAUCAGAACAACGACUUUGCAUGGCACCAGCUGUCUCUGCAGGUGCAGGAGUCCCUCCAGCAGCAGCAUAUGAUGGGAGUUGCUGCGCAGACAGCCACCGGCACGGGUACCCCCGCCUCUUUGGCCACACCGCCCACUACAGUUCAUCCUGUCCGCCAACAACACCUCAAGUCACAGCGCUCCAUCAACACUCCAGCCACUGCCACUCCUCCGAAGGUUCGCCCGCAGAGCAGGAACCUCCUCCUCGACUCCUCUGACACCAACUUCAGUGGCAGUCAGCCUAAGCAGCGCACCACUCAGCAGCCUUCGCAACAGCAACAACAGCAGCAGCAGCUGCAACAGCAGCUUCAACAGCAGCUGCAGCAGCAGCAGCAGCAGCUGCAGCAGCAACAACAGCAACAGCAGCAGCAGCAACAGCAACAACAGGACGCACAGCUAUCUGUCACUGACAGUCCAGCUCCCGGGCUCCCGUACCAGACGAGCUCAGCCAAAGAGAACCAGGGUCCAUCAGCGGCUGCAGAGGUGUCGACAGACACACCAACCAAAAGUACCAAGAAGUCUCAGGCACAGCUGCAGCCGCCGCAGCAGCAUUUGCUCAAACCAGGCAAUAAACAGGGUUCCCAGUCAACAUUGAACACAUCAGCCCUCAAUGAGCGGACAGUGGCCUGGGUGUCCAACAUGCCACAUCUCUCUGCUGACAUUGAGAGCCUGCGGCCGGACCGAGAGGGCCAGCUGAAGGAGUAUUCAAAGAGCAUGGAUGAGUCUAGACUGGAGAGGGUAAAAGAGUACGAAGAUGAGAUCCAUUCGUUGAAGGAGCGGCUGAAGAUGUCUCAUCGUAAGCUUGAAGAGUACGAGCACAGGCUUGUGUCACAGGAACAGCAGACGAGCAAGAUCCUGCUGCAGUAUCAGAACCGGCUGGAAGACAGCGAGCGGCGCCUGAAGCAGCAGCAAGUGGAGAAGGACUCCCAAAUCAAAGGCAUCAUCAACAGGUGA
Labrus bergylta (ballan wrasse) is the source of this 3645-nucleotide messenger RNA. The record is from RefSeq and is a predicted model, not a curated record. Lineage: Eukaryota; Metazoa; Chordata; Actinopteri; Labriformes; Labridae.